Messenger RNA from Solea senegalensis (Senegalese sole), 501 nucleotides. RefSeq names its product mitochondrial ribosomal protein L41 (gene mrpl41). Gene Ontology annotation, cellular component: mitochondrial large ribosomal subunit. Lineage: Eukaryota; Metazoa; Chordata; Actinopteri; Pleuronectiformes; Soleidae. Bases 1 to 408 code for a protein of 135 amino acids. Gene Ontology annotation, biological process: translation. The transcript has a single exon. The record is from RefSeq and is a predicted model, not a curated record. Gene Ontology annotation, molecular function: structural constituent of ribosome.
AUGGGUGUGUUGUCCAACCUGAUGCGGGGUCUGGUGAGAGGAGCGGAUAGGAUGUCUGAGUUCACCAGCAAACGUGGAUCGAGGACUCACAACAAAGGCCGGGGCGCAAGGCCUGCUGGACUGAGGCUGAGCAGCAGGAAGUUCCUGACCAUCAGAGCCAUGGUCCCAGAGUUUGUGGUGCCGUCAUUGGACGGCUUCGCCCUCAAACCCUACGUGUCAUACCAAGCGCCCAGAGGAACGGAGCCCCCACUCACAGCACAGAGCUUGUUCGCAGAGGUGGUGGCUCCUCAGAUCAGGAAGGACCUUGACGACGGAACCUUCAGCAAAGACAACCUGGAGAAAUAUGGAUUUGAGCCAACGCAGGAAGGGAAGCUCUUUAAACUCUAUCCCAAGAACUAUGUGCGUUAAAAUGCACGGACUUCUGACCUACUGGAGACUUAAAAACACUUAUUUUGUUUUACAUGUGACUUCACAAUAAAUAUUUGCAUGGAGGCGACGACA